AGGAUUUUUGCAUCUUGUUCUGGGCAUUCACCGGAAUAUGGAAUUUUGCAACCCCUACAGCUAUUCUAGGUAAAGCAUGGCUUUCCAUGCAGUAAAGCAGCGGAGCAUUAACUUGGUAAACAUUAAACACACUUGGUGCAGCCAUCCUGAGUGGAAGGAGUCAAGCCAAAGCCAAGCCACUCCUAAAGAGGAAGAGCAAGAAAUGUGAUUUUGCCAUUAUUAAUUUACAGAUUUCAUUUCUGCAUUUGAGAGAGACAGAGAUAGAGAGAGAGCUUUUUUGUAUCAUAGAAGAACGUCUAUAAUAGAUUGGCUUUCUGUACUUGGAAAAUGACACGCUCCUUACAUCAGAGGUUCAGAGACUACCUAGCAAAGUGGCACAUUUACAAAACCCGUCUGGUAGCCAAAGAUGGACACUGCAACAUUGAAUAUGGCAAUGUGGGGUACAGCAGUCAUUUUGCAUAUGUGAAGGACCUCUGGACCACCUUUGUGGAGAUCCGCUGGCGUUACAUUAUUUUCUUUUUUGUGGCCUCCUUCACUCUUAGCUGGUUCAUUUUUGGACUUCUUUGGUACUGGAUUGCUCAUGAUAAUGGUGAUCUUUGGUGGCAAAAUCCACCUUCAGACCACAACCCAUGCAUAUAUAAUGUUUUUGGCCUCACAUCUGCCUUCCUUUACUCACUGGAAACACAGACAACUAUUGGUUAUGGUCUGCGAGCGAUCAGUCCAUACUGCCCUGGUGCUGUUGCCCUAAUUAUUAUCCAGUCCAUCAUUGGUUUACUUAUUAACUGCUUCUGGUGUGGACUGGUUAUGGCCAAAAUUGCUUUACCCAAGAAAAGAGCAAAGACCAUUUCCUUUAGUAACACUGCAGUCAUUUGUCCCAAAAAUUCUGCACUCUGUUUGCAGAUAAGAGUGGCCAACUUGCGAAAAACCUUAAUGAUUGGAAGCCAGCUAUAUGGUAAGUUGCUCAGGACAAACGUAACUCCUGAAGGUGAGACAAUAAUUCUCGACCAAGUCAAUAUUGAUUUUAUGGUCGAUGCUGGAAAAGACAACCUCUUUUUCAUUUGUCCGUUGACCUUGUAUCAUAUAAUUGACAAGACAAGUCCAUUUUUUAAGUUUGCUUCAGACACAAUGCUUCAACAGGAGUUUGAGCUGGUGGUGUUUCUGGAUGGUGUAGAUGAGUCCACCAGUUCCUCCUGCCAAGUCAGGACAUCCUACAUCCCUCAAGAGAUUAGGUGGGGUUACAAGUUCCUACCCAUCAUCUCCCGCAGUAAAGAAGGGAAAUAUCGUGUGGACUUCUCCAAUUUUGACAGAGUAGAACCAGUUGCAACUGCACACUGUGCUGAGUGCUUCUACAAUGGCCAAAGCCACCAUCAGAGUCUCAGAAAUGGCAUUGAUAACCAGGGUUUUGAAGUGAUUGAAAUUAUUGAUCAAAUCAGUGCUGAUGAAAUGUAAGAUGAUCCUAUGGAUUCACCAAUAGGCUUAUUUGCUCUACAAUAAAUGAAUAUAUAAAUAACAUAACAUAAGCAAAAACUCACAGCAAAAAUAAGUACUACCUGAAUAUGUUGCUUAGGCUUCCAUUUUCAAUUGAUUAAAUCAAUUUUACUUUUAAAAUCAACAUUAUAAAAGUAUAAUAAUUGAAUCUUAAUGAUCAUGACUGAUCCAUGAUCCUUUCUGACUCUUAGCAGCAUACAAUGAAACAAAAUCUGUGCUUUAGAAUAUAACAAAAUUCAACAUAGCUAGUUUUUACUGGUGUGAUUUACAACCGGUGUGUGGGUGUGGGUGUGUAAAGCAUGGGGCUUUUCUUACUCUUCUGUUAGCUUGUUGUGCUGUCAGAGUCACAAAGAUGAUUAUGAUGAUGCAAGAAGAUGAUUAUUGAAGGCAAAAUAUCUCUGAGACCAUCUAGUGGCUGGUUGUAAUGCAAUUUUUUUUCCAGGUUAGUGAAGGGAGCAGAUGACAUUCUUUCAUAUUAAGUUACAUUAACACAAAUUAUUUUUCUGGAAAAGUGUUUUGUUGUUUUUGCAAGUUCAUCUGACCCUGAUAUCUCCAUCAAUAACUUUCCAUCUAAUAAAUGUGGUUUAUGAGUUCUCAUCUCAUUAUC
Neoarius graeffei (lesser salmon catfish) is the source of this 2095-nucleotide messenger RNA. Its product is annotated as ATP-sensitive inward rectifier potassium channel 1-like. Gene Ontology annotation, biological process: regulation of monoatomic ion transmembrane transport; potassium ion import across plasma membrane. The record is from RefSeq and is a predicted model, not a curated record. The coding region runs from base 328 to 1449 and encodes 373 amino acids. Lineage: Eukaryota; Metazoa; Chordata; Actinopteri; Siluriformes; Ariidae. Gene Ontology annotation, molecular function: ATP-activated inward rectifier potassium channel activity. Gene Ontology annotation, cellular component: plasma membrane. The transcript has 3 exons.